GGAGCUUCCGAGAUACAUUUGCCCAUCCAGCUCAGUUAAAACAUCGUAACCGAAUCCUCCACAUUUAUCUACAAUGAACGCUAUCUUUCUCGUUUCCACCACUGUCGCCCGAGUCAUAAUGACUGGCAUUCUUUCGGCAGCCCUCUUCAACAAAACUGUGGUUCGUCACACCCGCCAUGCCCUAAAGGAAGCAGAACAGGCUUCACCGAAACUCGCCGUCGUUACUUUAUGCAUUUCUACCCUAGCGCUUCUCCAUGCAUCCGAUAGAAUUGCUUGUGAAGUCAUGGGGCUUACAGAGACCUGUCCACCGACUACUAGUGAUGGGCGUUCCUUGGAAACCGCUCGUGAUGAUCCUCACUCUCCUGCUUUCUCGCAGGACGAUACCGAUGACUUCAAGACUCCUUUUUCAUCGCCAUCCAUUUCAUCUCCUGGGAACAGCUCAGACAGUAUCGCGACACUCACCUCCUCCUCCACCAUAUCUAAGCUUGGCAACGUUUUCAGAGAUAUGACGCCCAGUCCUCCAGCGGCCAGUGCUAGUGAUAGCGACGAAGACGUAGCGCUGCGCAAGGUAUAGUUAUUCCUCUUUUGAGCUAGAGGUUCUCGUAACAUCAUUUUCUUCUCAGUGGACAACGGAGACAGUGCCAGAGUUCAACACCCCAACGGCUCGUGCCCCUGAAAAUAUUCUCAAUUCAAUCAUCAAGCGAAUGAGACACCUCUCACUCUCAGACAUCCGUUCUUUCCCCUCAACCCCGA
This is a messenger RNA of Suillus bovinus, 753 nucleotides long. RefSeq lists its product as uncharacterized. NCBI's taxonomy places the organism in Eukaryota, Fungi, Basidiomycota, Agaricomycetes, Boletales, Suillaceae. The transcript has a single exon. The record is from RefSeq and is a predicted model, not a curated record. The coding region runs from base 74 to 574 and encodes 166 amino acids.